Equus quagga is the source of this 1796-nucleotide messenger RNA. It is a transcript of the gene PSMB9, whose product is annotated as proteasome 20S subunit beta 9. The coding region runs from base 118 to 777 and encodes 219 amino acids. The transcript has 6 exons. The record is from RefSeq and is a predicted model, not a curated record. Gene Ontology annotation, cellular component: proteasome core complex. Lineage: Eukaryota; Metazoa; Chordata; Mammalia; Perissodactyla; Equidae. Gene Ontology annotation, molecular function: threonine-type endopeptidase activity.
GAGGACCCAGGCGCCCCCUGGCGGGCGCGGUGAAAGGGGCGGGGCUGUAGGCUGCGCACCACGCGCUGUCCCAGGUCGGAAACCAGUGCCCCGGGCAGCGAGGAGCGCGGCGCCGGGAUGCUGCGUGCAGGAGCACCAACCGGGGACUUACCCCGGGCCGGAGAAGUCCACACUGGGACAACCAUCAUGGCAGUAGAGUUUGAUGGGGGCGUUGUGGUGGGUUCUGAUUCCCGGGUUUCUGCAGGAGAGGCGGUGGUGAACCGAGUGUUUGACAAGCUGUCUCCCCUACACCACCGCAUCUACUGUGCUCUCUCUGGUUCGGCUGCUGAUGCCCAGGCUGUGGCCGACAUGGCCGCCUACCAACUGGAGCUCCAUGGGAUGGAACUGGAAGAACCUCCUCUUGUUCUGGCUGCUGCCAAUGUGGUGAGGAAUAUCACCUAUAAAUAUCGGGAGGAUCUGUCUGCACAUCUCAUGGUAGCUGGCUGGGACCAACGUGAAGGGGGCCAGGUAUACGGAACCCUGGGAGGAAUGUUGACCCGACAGCCCUUUGCCAUUGGUGGCUCUGGCAGCACCUAUAUCUACGGUUAUGUGGAUGCAGCAUAUAAACAAGGCAUGUCCCCUGAGGAGUGCAGGCGCUUCACCACAGAUGCUAUCGCUCUGGCCAUGAGCCGGGAUGGCUCUAGUGGGGGUGUCAUCUACCUGGUCACUAUUACAGCUGCUGGUGUGGACCAUCGAGUAAUUUUGGGCAAUGAGCUGCCGAAAUUCUAUGAUGAGUGAAUCUUCCUCACACUUCCCUUCCUUAGUUUGUAAUAAACUCUCUGGGAACAGAACCUGGUAUGGUCAAUGGGAAACAGGUGCUCAGGGAGAUGAAGCUGGGGGGAGGGGUGGGCUUCUUCCCUCCCAGAUGUCAGCACACCCUUUUUAUUCCUUUGUUCCCGGGUCUGAAACAUCCUUCCCAGAAGAAGGAGCGGGGGAAGUAUACUAGAAAGAGUCCUAUACAUGACAGGUCAUCAUGUACUGAGUGAUUCUGAAGUCUUAGAAAAAACAGAAAUUCUCAUUCUGAUGCCCAAGGGGUGAUGGUGCAAGUGAGGAGUUGAGAUUCAUUCCUUCAAGGCUAAGACUGAUAGGCAGAUACGACAACUACCACAUGAGAGUUAUCUAGAAGCACCAGCAAACUCGUGGAAAAAGAAAUUUCUUUCAUAAUGCAUUCAUUCACAGUAGAGACCAAUACAUGAUAAAUGCUUAAAUAUUUGGGGAACGUUUGUGAAUUUCAAAGAAUAAUAACAAGAACCAAAAGCUACAUUUACUGAGCCAGGCACUGGCUAACUGUUUAUGAACUUCAUCCCUUAGAAUCCAAACAAACAAGGAUAACAAAAAUCUUAUAUAGGUACUAUUACUACUUCUAUUUAAGAACAGAGGGAGACUUAGAAAGAGUAAGUCACUUGACCAAAGACAAAGCAAGUUCGAAAGCUGAGAUCUGGGAUUUAGUUUUACCCUAUGCCCUUACUUUAUCACCAUAUAAACUUUCCAUUCCCUCAGGCUUCAUAUAUCGUCUCCUCCUGGACAUCUGCAAGAAUUAUGCCACCACAUUAAUUGACACUUAGGAAGUGGGUACCAGAUGCCUGAGUAACACUAUUAAGCUGAGUUCUAGUCCUGUCUAUGCCAUGUACUUCCUGAUCGACGGACAAAUUAUUCCCCUUCUGUGAACCCUCAUUUCCUGUUCUGUCAAAUGAAGGUAUUGAGUGACUUCUUUUUUUUGUUAAAGAUUGGCACCUGAGCUAAGAUCUAUUGCCAAU